This is a messenger RNA of Myxocyprinus asiaticus (Chinese sucker), 4118 nucleotides long. RefSeq names its product C2 calcium-dependent domain-containing protein 4C-like. Lineage: Eukaryota; Metazoa; Chordata; Actinopteri; Cypriniformes; Catostomidae. The coding region runs from base 131 to 1399 and encodes 422 amino acids. The record is from RefSeq and is a predicted model, not a curated record. The transcript is spliced from 2 exons.
UGGUAAACAGUAAGGAAUAAUUAGCUAGCUUUUCUUCUAUUGUGUGUAAAUGAGGCAUGGUGUUAAACAUUUUGUUGUUUGUGGUUCCUGACGACAGCGCAUCACCCAGCGGGUUAAGCCCAGAGGGAUCAUGUGGGUUCUGGAGAAGAUUCGGGACUCAGUUGAAACAAAUGUGCUCCGGCAAGGAGAGGCAGGUGAUAAACAGGGCAAGGCGCCUGUGUAUAGCAAUGUCCUCACACCUGAUAAGAUCCCAGAUUUCUUUAUCCCCCCAAAGCUGGUAAGCUGCCCACCAGAGCCUGAGGCAACUGACGUCAAGUCCAAAGAAAGUUUGCGACCCUCAACAUCGGAGCAAACCAUCAGCAACAAAAAGAUCAGCAGCCCUCGUAGCCCACGAUUGGUCAGCAAGUUGGCUGGAGACACCAAAAACUUGCUGAGGGCUGCUAACCGCCACAUCAUUCAAAUCGAGAGUGCAGAUGAUGUCGUUGCUGGUGAUACCAAUGCGGACCCUCAAUCUCAGACCGCAAUGUCACUGCCAUACAUUCCAAAGACUCAGACAUCAUACGGCUUUGCCACGUUGAUGGAGAGUCCCCACACCCGGCGGAAAGAAUCCCUGUUCCACUGUGACCACACCAGCCCAGUAACCUCACCCAACACCCAACGCAAGUCCCAAAGCAAGUCCAGCAACGAGGGGAACCACCUCAAUCCUCCAGACUUCAACACCUCUCACAUAAACCCCUACCGUUACUUCAGUGGUGGUGAGAGCGACACUUGCUCUUCAGCAGAAUCCUCCCCAUUCAGUUCGCCCUUGCUCUCCCGUUCCGCCUCCCUUCUGAAGAUCUUCACCCAUGACACACAAGCCAAGGUUGCAAAAGGCAAGAGGACAUUCGCCAGACAUAGUUCCCUGUCUACGGAUGAAUGCAGCUCAGCGGAACCAAGCCCUAAUGUUCCUAGACGAAGCCACUGUUCCUCCUUGCAAGGUGGUGGAGUUCUGGAACAUCUACAUGGUGCCGACCGUCAACACAAGGAACACACCAUCAACAUGCACAAAGGAGGCACCGUCCGGCUUUGCUCAGACUACGACGCAGGUACGGCACGCUUGCGAAUCCGUAUAAUGGCAGCUGAGGACUUGUAUGACCCUAUGUUUGAUAUUAAGAGCAUCAACUGCUGCGUGUCGCUCUACCUCAAUCCAGGCAAGUUGCAAAAACAAAGGAGCACGAUUAUAAAGAAUAGCCGCAAUCCCAUCUUCAAUGAGGACUUCUUUUUUGAUUCGGUAACUUCGGCUCAGGUAAAAACUUUAGCUCUGAAGAUCAAGGUUGUGAAUAAAGGAACUAGCCUGAAAAGAGACUCUCUGUUAGGAGAGCGAGAGGUUGCUUUGUGCAAGCUGUUGUCGGGAUUUUAGGCCUUCAACACAGCCUACAACUGGACUUCAAAGGUGGAAUAAUGUCUUCUGUAAUAGAUAUUCGCUUCUUUGUCUUUCAUGUAGCAUGACACAGUGGUUGAUUUAGUAUUCAGAAAUGACAACAACAGCCAUCUGCUUAAGAUCAAGCCGCAGUCCUUUGAAGCUACACAAUGGCCCUCUCUGCUAAUGUUAGCUUUGAUCCUGGAUGCAUCUGCCGGCUAAUUUGGAGGACUGAUCAAUGUUGUGUCAGACAUUGGCGUAAACUUCUAAAUGCGAUGACAUUCUUGCAACAAUGUGCAGAAUGUCAUUUGGUGAAACCCAGAAGCCUUACUAAUGAGAAGACGGAUUUUGCAUGAAUAGAUUUGCUCACAGUGCUCCAUUGUUUAAUUGAGAAAAUAAUUUCUAAGAAUUCUUUAUUUUUUGAAAAUCAUCAUUUGAAUUGAGUUCUGGUUUGGACUCUUGGUCAAGAGCCUUUUAUGAAAAAGGAUCCAUAUUAAAAACUUUUUUUUGAAAGUCUUUCCAUGCACAUUACAUACCCAGAGGAAGGUACCAAAUGAAAUGUCUACUUGCAUGUGCAUUGUAAUAUGAAGAUUAAACUGUUAUGCCAAUCCACACCAAAUUCUACCAGUAGCUAAAGAUGAUCUUGCUUACAGUUUAUGUCGACCGCAAGUCAUCAUUUAAAAUGUACUUUUAAACCUGCUUUCAGUCUGCAAAGUUUUAGGUAAAAUUCAUAUGAUAAAGAAAUUCGAGUGUACAUGCUGCUUUUGUCAUUAUGCAAAUUAUUGAUCUGAAGUGAUAUUAUAGCUCUGUACCAAAACCUAGUGAGCUGUCUAAUGCCUACAUAGGCAGCUGCCUGCUAAAGGCUAAGGUACACAUAUUUUUUCUGUGUGCUGUUAUGUCUUGUGCACGGUCAAGCACUCAGGCUGUCAAAGUAUACUAUUUUGACUGUAAGCCCAUACGGAGCCAUUCAACACAUACACACUUUGACUGGUUUGUGAAGCCUUCGAAGUGCUCAGAUGCGGGCUGUCUGCACGUCAAGAAAAAACUAGACUGCACGUGGACAGUCUGCGUAUACUGUGUCGAUGACAUUUGUGCAUUAUGCGCACUGUGCGCGAGACAUACUGUACCAGCACACGGAUAACCGAAGUAUACUUUGACCUUAAUGCAGCAUUGUAACAAAAAUGGAAUCUCAUAAGUGACUGAUUUGGAACGCUCUGCAUAGGCAGCAACUCCACAUGUUAUACAAAAAUGUGCUCCGUACAGGAGAUUCAACUCAUGAUUGAUUCCAAUAAAGUUUGUUGUUAGCAUGUUGCUAGGCUAAUGGUGUGAUGCUCUAAUAAGCAUAAAAAUAUAUAGCACACAAAAUAUUGGGUAACAAUGCAUGUUUAAUUAGAUUGGAGUAAUUUUUAUUGAGACUUUUUGCUAUGGAAAUAAAUGAAGUAUAUUUGCAAUCAACAUUUAUUUUUCUUCGCCAUCUUGGAUUUAUUGUUUCACUGCAUAAAUGUCCACAUCAAUCCAUCUGCGCUGUUUCUUAAUUGUUUUUUUAUGUAAACAUGAGCUAGACGGAGGUCUUUGACCGUUGUGCCACGUCUUGCUGUUUCUUCAGCAUCUCGUGCAGGAGCACCACUUUUUUAGAUGCCGUGUCAGUUAACUUAAACUUGUCACGAAACAACUGUUCCAUUCGUUGCGAUUUUGUUUAGCUUUUUUAGAUGAAAGGACGCAUUCAGUGUGAACAGCCCCUUAAGAGGCAGAAUAAUUUUGGUGUCUACCUUUUGGAUCAGCCUUCAUGUCAACAGCGCAUCUAUGAUGCCUUAAAAUGCUGCCUACGGAGGCAGCUCACUAGAUUUUGGAACAGAGCAUAUGUGCUAAAUCUACAGACAGAAAAUUGGUUGAAAUAUGAUGCAAAUAUGAUGUUGGAUGGACGGAUGGAUGUUGCAUUUCUGGCCAGAGGUGUUGUUAUUUUGCCAGUAAAAUAAAAUACAACAGCAAUUAAUUUAUAAUCAGCAAUAUUUUGCCUCAAUUCCCUUUCUGAUUCAUACUAAGCAAAAUUAGUAAAACUUAGUGUUUACUUUUUUCUAGGUUCCACUUGAUGAAAGAACAGAAAAAGCAUGUUUGAGGUGUAUAAGCUGGCUACAGCUCAUUAAGAUGUAAAAAAAAAAAAGAAAAAAAAAGGCAAAGAUGGCCCGAUUGAUUCCUAUGAAUAGCUGAUCAGUUACACAAGCGAUUCAAGUGAUGAACAUGAAAAUGUUUAUAUUUAUGAUCUGUGGGUUGUGCCGUAAUUACUGAUUGCAAAAAACAUAAGGAUUUUCAUUUAUAUUCAAGUGUUACAAUAUGUCUUUAAUUUUCAAAACCACUCUAAUGCUGGAGUCUUCCUGAUUUAACAGGUGUACUUUGCAAAAUGAAGAAAGUGCCAAUCCUAUGUACUUGAUGUAGAAGUGAAUUGUUUACCUGCCGUUUCGUGUGACCUGUUUGAUGCUGGAUUCCGUUAACUCUGGUGUUUGUAACUUGUGUGCAUGGAUAAUAUUUUCACUAUGGUAAGAUGGUAACCUCUAAUAUUUUUUAAGUGUGAGCUGUUUGAUGGAGAUUUCAAUGUACUUCGUUUUGUUUUCUGCAUGAAUAUUCAACUGGUGUAUUUGUAUUUUAGAUGGACAAUUAGGGGUUCAGGGUUGGGGCUUUACUCUAGAGCACUUUUGCAACUUAUGAAAAAAUAAUAAACAAA